This is a messenger RNA of Prorocentrum cordatum, 1353 nucleotides long. The record is from the annotation of a GenBank genome assembly. Lineage: Eukaryota; Dinophyceae; Prorocentrales; Prorocentraceae.
CCGCUGCCGCAGAGGACGCGGAGCGACGCCCGCAGCCCCGGCUUGUCCGCGCCAUGGCCGCGCGAGGUCCCGCGGGGCCCGGGCGGCGCGGCAGCCAAGGGAGCGCGGGGCGGCGCGGGGGCGGCGUGUCCGGCGCCCGCGACCUCGCUGCCUGUGCCGAGCCUCGAGAUCGACUUCGUGGCCGGGCCGCGCAUGGGCGAGAAACUUGUGCUCACGGAUCGGGGACCGGGUGAGCACAGUGGGGCGCAGCGACGCGGCCACGGUCCAGAUUUCCGACUCGUCUCUGGCCAGCAUCUCGAGGAUCCAUUGCGUCUUCGAGUAUCAUGGAAGCCGCUGGCGCCUGUGCGACAACGGCUCCACCAACGGCACGUGGCAGCGGCUCUCCUGUGUGCUGCAGCCUUCCGCACCCGUUCCCCUGCGCCCGGGCACAUCGGUGCUGGCAGGCACGCACGAGUUCAUCGUCGAGGACUGGGAAGGGCAGAGCUGACGCACUGGUGGCUGCCCUCGGCCGCGUGUGGCGUGCUCGCUGGGCUGCGGUAGCGCGAGCGGCAGCAUGCCGUGCUUGGUUGAGGCCGGCCGCGGCUGGGCCGUGCUCGGAGGAGCCAUGCGGCCACGAGGAGGAGGGCAUGCCGGCGGUGCCGCUGCGGGUAGCAGGUGGUGCCGUGGGGCACCUGCCUCGCAGAAACAGACAUCGUUUGAGGCAGCGUUGUCCGUGGAGCAUCGGUGGUGCGCUCUGACGUGCUGGCUCUAUGGGCUGAAGCUCAGCAUGGAGCAAAGGGCGCCGUCUGAACUACUAGGUGCUUUCAUGGCGUGGCCUCGUCGAUUCAGCCAGAGUGCUUCCGGACGCACUCGUACGUUGCUGCCGCUCCUCAUUUCUCCUCCCUUACGGUCAGGAACGGUUGCCACGCGUGUCGUGCCGCGGCCUCCCGUCGCGCGCAGCACAGCGGCACGCUGUCAGCUUCAACGCGUACUCCGGAUUCCAAAAUAAAGUGGGGGCCCGAUUCGAAAAGGGUCCGAUAUUCUGACGAUCCGAUGCGGCCUGAUGAUUGCGCGGAGUCGUGCAUGCUCGCGUAGCGGAUCCGAUCCGGUUCCGACUGCGCGCCGAUGCGUCUCGAUCUGGCGCACGUUCCCAUUUCUUCAUUCGAUGUUCACCGAUCUCUGUUGCCCGGAUUUUGCGGUGGAGCCCGCGCGUUUGCUGCCGAAUCCCUCGUGGUGGAGCCGCCGAGGAUAGGGCGCGCUUAUCGAGUUCAAUGCCAGCAUCCCUACUGUGGCGCCUCUGCCAUGCGAACAGGAUGUCGCCUCUGAGAGAGACCGAUACUUUGCGCGUCGAAGUGCUUGCGGUCCAGGGUGGGG